AUGGCGCAGCAGGUGGGGGCGUUUGAAUCCACGUGUGGGGCAGCAGGGCGGGGAAGCGAGGAGGCGGUUAGGGUGGCCAUUCAACAGCUGAUGGAGGUCGUCGCCAAUCAAGGCCUCACACUCCAUAGGCUUUCCGCCACAGCUGCUACAGCUGCUCCCGCUGCUACAGCCCCUACAGCCGCUACAGCCACUACAGCCGCUACAGGCGGGGAGGAGGAGCAAUGGGAAGAUCCCUUGGUGUUGGCCGUGGGAGGGGUGGUGGGAGCAGCGGCUGCGGCACUUAAGAGCUGGCUAAGUGUCGUUGUGGAGGGGAGGAAGGGGAGGAAGGGAGGAGUGGGAGGAGGUGGAGGUGCGGGGAAGGUGGCAACUGGUGCAGGUGCAUCUGGUGGGCAUGUACUGUUGCAGCCGCCCAAGGCUGCUCUAGCUGAUUUAAGGGAGGCUCGUGAUGUGCUGGACGUGUGGCGGCAUGAGCUGGCACGGCUGCACUCGCGCCUAGUCAGCGUCGUCUGCCGCUCCCAGCUGAUGUCAGCAUGCGGCCGCAUGACCUGGCAGCCAGCAUCGCCAGCUCAGCUCCCGGGCCAGGACCACACGAUGGCCCCUGCUGACGUGGCAAUGGCGUCUGCUUGCGCUUUCCUGGACCAAGCGAUAGACAUUCGGCAGCAGCAUGAGGGGUGGGAGGAGGCGAUGACAGCAGCUGCUCUGGUGUGCGACCUGGAAGCUUCCUCAGGCAUCAGCAACACCGGUGGUGCUGACGUGGACAGGUGGAGGCGCUUCCUGGAGCCACUCACAGACAGCCACGUGGCAGACAUUCUCGAAGGCGACCUUGCCAGCUGGCGGGCGGCGCAGGGCAUCUACUGGGCGGCAGUGGCCCGGGAGGAGGAGGCACUGGCGGGGCUGCUGCAGGCGCGACUGGGGGAGGUGCCAUCCGCCAUGGGGCGGCUGCAGCUGCUGGCGCAGUGCUCGUCCUUUACUGCGCUGCCGCGGGUGUCAGCACGCCUGCAGCACGACUUGCAGCAAAUGCUGCACGAGGUGGCAGCAGAGUUCCCAAAAAACACAUUCUGUCUGCAACCUUUUGAAUGUGCUGCUUCCCUCUGCCCUUACCACCCUUCCACCGCCCCCCUUCCGUUUCUUCCUUCCUCCCCCAUUUAUUUCCCAUCCCCUUUCCCCCUCUGCUCUCCCGUCCCCAUUCCCCAACUCCUUCACCUUUCCUUCCCAUUCCCCAUCUUCCGUUUCCUCUCCGCCUCCCCAUUCCCCCUCCCCCACUCUCCUUCCCAUCCGCCCUCCCCAUUCCCCUUCCCCAUCCCCUUUCCCAUCUCCCCUCCCCCUCCCCAUCCCCCACCCCCCUCCCCACUCCCCGUCUCCCCUUCGCCAGACGUGCAAGCACUGGAGGAGCAGCUAUGGCACCCAACCGCAGCCUGCCACGUGUCCUCUCUUGCCCAGCUCAGGGGCGUGCCACGUGUUGCCGCCUCAGUGGCUCGCGCCAAAGCCAUUCACGGGAAGCUGAGGGCGCUAGACGCGGCCCUGCACGCUCUGCUGGGUGACAGCUGGCGCAGCGGGAUUGGUCGGGCGGGGAGGGGAGGGAGCAGGAGGGGAAGAGGCGCGGGGGGAGCGGUGGGGAUGGGUGGAGAUGGGGAGGGAGGGGUUGAGUGUGGUGGGGCGGGGUGGGGAGCGGUGACGGACGGUGGGCUGCGGAGGUCGAUUGCUCGGCUGCUGGAGGAGGCGUUGCAGCAGACGGACCCUCAGAAAUGGCUGCAAGAAAAGCUCGCUCCCACCACCACCACCAGCAACAACAGCAGCAUGAGUGCGGAGGAGGCAGAGGAGGCCCUACGAGACCCUGUGCUCGCCCCCUGCUCGUCCCGCCCUAACGAAUACCGUCAAUCAGUGGCUGCAAGAAAAGCUCGCUCCCUGCUCGUCCCCCUGCUCGUCCCCCUGCUCGUCCCCCUGCUCGUCCCCCUGCUCGUCCCCCUGCUCGUCCCCCUGCUCGUCCCCCUGCUCGUCCCCCUCACAAGUGACUCUCUCUCUCCCCCUUCGUCCAUCCCUCCACUCUCCCUUCAGACCGUCAAUCAGUGGCUGCAAGAGAAGCUCGCUCCCCACACUGGCAGCACCAGCAGCAGCAGCAGCAUGAGCGCGGAGGAAGCAGAGGAGGCUCUCAGAGGCCCUGUGCUCACCUCCUGCUCGUCCCGCCCGCCCCUGGCUGACGUCAGCAACAGCAGCGCGGCUACAGCCGGGGAGGAGGAGCAGGCGGAGCCGCUGCUACAGCUGCAGGUGAGGGGGAGAGACAAUGAGGGGAGGAAGGUUAGGGGUGGAAGGUUAGGGGUGGGACACUGGCAGGACGGGGAGAUGAGGCACAGACGACUUGUGUAUGGGGAGGAGGAGCAGGCGGAGCCGCUGCUACAGCUGCAGGCAGGCGGAGCCGCUGCUACAGCUGCAGGUGAGGGGGAGAGAGGUGGGCGAUUAGGGGUGGGACACUGGCAGGACGGGGAGAUGAGGCACACGCGCCUUGUGUAUGGGGAGGAGGAGCAGGCAGAGCCGCUGCUACAGCUGCAGGUGAGAGAAAGAGGCCGAGCUGUUGCUACAGCCGCAGUCGACUCAAAGGCGCGGGGUGGGGUGCUGCCUCUGAGUCGACUCAAAGGCGCGGGGUGGGGUGCUGCCUCUGCCACUCUGCCCAUCCGCCCUCUUCCCUUUUCCCUGUCUGCCUCUCUGCCUCUCCGCCCCUCUGCCCAAUCAUCCCCCAAUCACUCCCUUCGGGCAUCCGGCUUCCACAUCCCGCACCACCUGCUCGCCUCCACCCUCUCCGCCUCCACCAUCUCCCCUAAUGCCCCUCUCCCCCUACCUGACCGCCUGCCCUCUGCCCCUUGCCCCUCUGCCCUGCCUGUGCAAUACAAGGCGAGUCUUCUCCAUUUGAGUGAAGAAGUCCGCACCCUUCGGGCAUCAGGCUUCCCCCACCAGCUGCUCGCCUGCGCCCUCUCCGCCUCUGCUGCCGCCUCCUCCGCCUCCACCAUCCCCGCCUUGCCCCGAUCUAACUCCCCUCCUCUGCCUCUGCUCCUCUGCCUGUCUGCUUUUCCACUCCUAUCCUCCCACCUCUCCCGCCCCCUUACCACCUGCAAACCCCCUUUUCAGGUGCAAUACAAGGCGAGUCUUCUCCAUUUGAGUGAAGAAGUCCGCACCCUUCGGGCAUCAGGCUUCCACAUCCCGCACCACCUGCUCGCCUGCGCCCUCUCCGCCUCUGCUGCCGCCUCCUCCGCCUCCACCAUCUCCAGAGCGCUCGAGAGCUUCGCUGACGUCAGCGCUGGCGUCAGCAAGGGCGUGCUGCCGCUGGUGGCGGCUUCGCGAGAAGCGGUGCUGGGGUUAAUGCAGAGCGGUGAGUGGGCACAAGCGGUGCUGGGGUUAAUGCAGAGCGGUGAGUGGGCACAAGCGGUGCUGGGGUUAAUGCAGAGCGGUGAGUCGGCACAAGCGGUGCUGGGGUUAAUGCAGAGCGGUGAGUCGGCACAAGCGGUGCUGGGGUUAAUGCAGAGCGGCCAGGGCGUGGUGUGGGAGGAGGAGGAAGAGGAGGACGAGUUUGCAGUGUGCCUGUGGGGUGCUGUCGUGCCGAGGAGGGAACUGGGUCAGGGAGUGGUGUGGGAGGAGGAGGGAGCAGGACGAGUUGGCGGCCAGGGAGUGGUGUGGGAGGAGGAGGACGACGUGGAUGAGUUGACAGUGUGCCUGCCAGGGCGUGGUGUGGGAGGAGGAGGACGAGUUUGCAGUGUGCCUGUGGGAUGGAAUGGAGGGAGCUUGGUGUGCCAGGGAGUGGUGUGGGAGGAGGAGGACGAGGUGGAUGAGUUCGCCGUGUGCCUGUGGGAUGCUGUAGAGGCAUUUUCAUCUGCAGCUGCUGCAGCCAAAGAGAGGCAUGAGGCGGCAUGGCAGUGCCUUGAGCGGAUUCGUUCCUGUGCCUAUAAGGACCUGCCAACUCAUCUCCGCCAGCUGGCGCACGCGGUAAUCGCAGCGAUCUCCCGGCCGCCUUACCCGGCUGCCAUGUCAGCUGCCACGUUAGCAGUGUGGCAGCGUGAGGUGGCUGCCACGUGGGCCGCCCCGCUGCUGAUGCAAGCACAGGCUGUGCUGCAGCAGAAGCUGACGUCAGCCCUCUGCUGCUGGCUGAAGAAAUGGAAGGACCUGAUUGGACGAGACUCUCCUGCUGCUACAGCUGCUGCUACAGCCGCCACGGGUGCCAAAUCUGCUACAGCUUCUGCUGCUGCUGCUGCUGCUGCUGCUGCGGCGGCGGCGGCGGCUGCAAGGGUUAAUGAGGCUUCUAAGGGAUCUCCUGAGAAGGUUGGUGGUCUGCAGGUGGUGGUGAGAGAGAUUGAGGCUGUGCUUUCACUGCAUCAGCCCUCUGGUGUAGGGAAGGAACGAGCAGGUGGAGGAGCCGACGCAGCAGGGGCGGCAGGAGCGGCAGGAGCGGCAGGAGCGGCAGGGGCGGCAGGGGUUGUAGGAGGAGAGUCGAAGGGGGAAGAUGGGAGUGAGACUGAGUCGUUUGUGUUGCAGCUGCUGCAGGAGCAGAUGGGGAUGCUGACGCACCGAGUGGCUGUGAGGGGGUCAGGCGCAGGGGCGGUGAGAGUGGAAGGAGGAGGAGCGAGUGGCAGGAUGGAGGUGGAGGUACAGCCUCCUCUCUGCGAGUCUCAGCAGCGGCUGCAGGACUGUGUUCAGCUGCUGCUCGCUCCCGCUCUCUCUGCUGCUGCAGAGGCCAACAGUGUCCUCUCCUCCGCCUCUGCUGCUUUCUUGCUCUCUCCCACUCCCACUCCCGCUCUCUCUGCUGCUGCUGAAGUGAGCGGCAUGCUCUCCUCCUCCUCUGCUUCCCUGCAUCAUCCCGAGGCUGCUGGUAACUUCAAUGACGUCAGCAGCAGCGUCAGCGCGGAUAGCUAUCACAGCACGGCGAGAGGCGGGGCUAGUGUGGGCAGUCUGUUAGUAGUGAGCUUUGUGGUUCCGGCUCGGCUGGAGGCUUGUGCGUAUGGGGUGGUGGAGGCGGUGGUAGGGGCGGCUGAGGGGUGGGUGGGCGAGUGGAGGGUGAGAGUGGCGCAGGCGGAGGGAAAGCUGGAAAGGUGUGCCCGUGCUGCUGCUGCUGCCCCAGCUGCUGUUAGCGAAAGUUCCAACACCUCCCUUCCCCCGUCUUCGACUGAACUCUGGCGUUCCCUUAUGAACGAAGUUCAGCAGGUUCGGAACCAGCUGGCUGCCAAACCUGCGGUGGUUAGGUUCGGCGCAGCUGACAGAACCUCGCUCUUAGCCUUGGACGCAGGCUCGGUGAGGGAGGCACUGGUGGGUCGGUGUGAGGCUUGGAUACGGGCGGCUGAGGAGGAUAUAGAAGGCAGGGCGGUUCGGGGAUGUAACGAGGCGAUUAAAGAGGUAUCUGAGCUGAAGAAACUAUUAGAAAGGAUUAAGAGGGAGGCGGAAGGGGAAGUUACGGAGAGAGGAAGGGAGCAAAGGAAGGUGCGAGCGGGAGAGGAGGGCGAGGAGGGCGAGGAGGCGGAGGGUGAGGAGGAAGAGGAGGAAGAGGAGGGAGCGGGGGGAGCGGAGAACAAGGCAGGUGUGGGUAAUGGUGGUGCUGGUAAGGGUGAAGGGUUGAGUGGGGAUGUGUGGAGGCUGAUAGAGCAUCUAGAGAGAGUGAGGGAGGCGGAGAGGAGGGUAGUAGAGGUGAAUGAGGGAGUGGAGAAAGUCAGGCCGUUAGUAGAGGCGGCGGUUGCUAGGGGAGGGGGAAGUGGCAAGGGGAAAAGGAGCACUAGCAGCAGCAGCAGCGGUGGUAGGAGCAGUAGUGCUGGCGUUGGGGUGGCGCUGGUACAGGCAAGCUGGAAAGAGCUGGAGAAGGAGUGGGGAGGGUUGGAAUGGGCAAGAAAGGCUGUAUUGGGAGGGAGAGGAGGAGAGGAAGGGAAAUCAGCAGGAAAAGGAGUAGAAGCAGUGGCAGGGGAAUCUCCCAGCGGGAUAGUUUUCCUCCAGGGGCUUGUGAGCGUGCAGGUGUUGAGUGCAGUGCAGGUGCAUGUGGGGGAGGUGGGGAGGUGUAUGGAGGAGCUUGAGACGUGGUGGGACGCUGCAGCUCCUACUAGUGUGGAUUGCUCUAGGGGAAGAGCUGCUGGUGCGCUGGUGCAGUGCGCACGCUUAGUAGGGCAGCUUAAAACGAGGAUAGAGCUCGUGAGGAGGGCGAUUGGGUUGGUGGGAGGGGCGGGCGGGGAGGAGGACGAGGAGGUGGGGAGAGUGGAGGGGAGGUUAGAGAGGGUGGUUGCAGAAGGGGAGGAGAUGCAGCGUAUGUGGCUGUUGAUUAAUCAACUUUUGGAUGUUAUUGCCUCUGUGGAGGGGAUUAGGGUUGCGGAUUUCAACCCGGGAUCGGACUUAACCCCUCUGCACUCUGCCUUGAGCGAUGUGAAUCAGGAGGAGGAGGUUUUCGGGCAGCAUGGCGCGUUCCGGGCAGUUCAAUCGGCUGCCCGGAAACUAAUCGCGAGCCUAGGUCUGGUGUCGAAGCUAGUUAAAGCCUCGCUGCAAGAGGCCCAUUGGAGAGGCCUCGCCCGAGCGUUGGGGUUCCAAGCCAAGGGCGGGCUCGGCGCCGGAGGUACCCUGCAGGUUCGGGAUCUGGUUCGGGCGCUGGGAGGCUUGGAGGGUCGGGCGGCAGCGGAGCAGGUUUUAUCUGCCGUCCAGGGGGAGGUGGCAUUGAGACAGUUUAUGGAUAAGGUUGAAAAGGAGUGGGGCGAGCAGGAGUGGGCUUUUAAGGGGUUUAGAGACAAGUGGAAAAUCGUGGGGAAUUUGGGGGUGGUUGGGGAAAUGGUGCUAGAGCAUUUGAGUAUGCUUGGAGCGAUGAAGCAGUCUCCCUUCUUCCCUCCGUUUAGAGAGGCUGUGAGGGAGUGGGAGGGGCGACUGGGGCGGCUGAGUGAGCUGGUGGAUGCGCUAGCAGACGCGCAGUCCAAGUGGGUCCGUUUGGAAGCACUCAUGACGUCACCUGCUGUCCGGUCGAUGCUACCCGACACGCACCGCGCCUUCCACGAAGCUUCCCUCCCGUUCACGGAGUUCCUGGGAUCGCUCGCCGCCCGCCCUCUCGCGAUCGACCUGGAGGGACUUGCGGAAGAGGACGACGGAGCCGGGCGGCAGGUUUUGGCGGUUUGUGAGGAGGUGUUUGGGCGGGUGCUUUUGGAGGUUCAGGCACAUCUGGACAAGCAGAGGCGGAUGCUGCCAAGGCUGUACUUCCUGGGGGAUGACGAUCUGCUGCAGCUCAUCUCUGCUUCGCCCUCUGAUUUAUCUGCGUUGCCGCAUCUGGACAAUCUGGACAAGCAGAGGCGGAUGCUGCCAAGGCUGUACUUUCUGGGGGAUGAUGAUCUGCUGCAGCUCAUCUCUGCUUCGCCAUCUGAUCUCUCUGCUGUACGUAUAAGUGGGCCUGACCUUUCCCCCUUCCCCCUGGUCACCCCUUUCAGGUGCACGUGCACAUUCGCAAGCUCUUCACAGCAGUCUCACAGCCCCCCUCCCAUCCUCAUUCUACUCCCUCUUUUCCCCUCUCUCCCCUCCCCCCGUCAGGUACACGUGCACAUUCGCAAGCUCUUCACUGCAGUCUCGGGCAUUGAAGUAUCCACAGUCUCUGAUACCAUUUUGCCAGAAAGUACAGCAGAGGAUGUAGUGAAGUUUGCACCUUCAGGGGACGCAGGGAAGAGAGUAUUUAUCAUGGCAGCUCUUUCCGACGGGGAGCGGCUCGUGCUGCACCGACCGGUGGAGCUUGCGGAAGGUGCUGCCACGUCAGCGAGUGCCACGUCAGCGGAUGCCACGUCAGCGGGUGCCACGUCAGCGGAAGGACAGAAGCCAGCAGGAGCCACCAAGUGGCUGCUGGAUCUCGACAUGGCGCUGCGGACGACUCUGAGCGACCUGGUUGUGUCAGCGGUCGCUGAGCUGGCGGCGUGUGAUUGGCUGUCGACUGCUGCGGCUGGGAAGAGGGAGAAGAGCAAAUGCAGCGGGAAGGAGGGAAGUGGUGGCGGAGUGAGGAGGAGUGGAGUGAGGAUGGGCGGUAGCAGCAGGAGGAAUGGAGGAAGGUUCCUCGAGUGGCUGGGGAAGCUGCCUUUGCAGCCGGCGCUGCUAGCUCUUCAAGUGAGGUGGACGGUUCUGGUUGAAGGGAUUUUGGCAGGCGGGGAAGGGGAGGUAGAUGAGCAAGGGUUGCAAGUGAGGGGUGGAAAGGAAGCAGGGCUGGAGGCUCUUGUGGUGGGGCUGGAGGGGGAUUUUGAGUCGACUCAAAAGCAGAGGGGUGGAAAGGAAGCAGGUCUGGAGGCCCUGGUGGUGGGGCUGGAGGGGCUUCUGCAGUGGCUGGCACGUGCCGUGAGGGAGCGGAGAGAGCUGGCUAGGAGCGCAGCGGGGGCAAGAGGAGGAGGAGCAGGCAGAGCAGCAGGGGGAGCAGGGGGAGUAGGAGAGGGGGCAGGUGGCGAGGAGGGGAGGUUGAUGGAGGGCAAGUGUGAGGCGGUGAUAACUGUGCUGGUUCACCUGCUGGAGAGCAGUAAGGCGCUGCUGGUGGAGCAGCGUGAGGAGCAGGCACGGGCAAAAAAGGAGGAGGAGGAGGAUAAGGAGAAUAUGGAGUGUGCAGGGCAGCAGAAGCAGAAGCAGAAGCGGAAGGAGAGGAAGCAACACGGGCUCUCCCUCUCCUCCUUUGCCUGGCGAAAAUGCCUCCGAUACUACCUCGACCCGUCCCUCCCUCCCCUCCACCGCCUCUCUGUUCAAAUCGCCGACGCCUCUUUCACCUACGGGUUUGAAUACUCUGGCUGUACUCCCUCCCUCGUCCGCACCUCCCUCACUGACCGCUGCUUCCUCGCACUUUCCCAAGCGCUCUGGCACGGGCAGGGCAGCGCUCUGAUUGGUCCAGCUGGCACGGGGAAGACGGAGACGGUCAAGGCGCUCGGGCGGCAGCUCGGGCGGCCGGUUUUGGCGUUAUCCUGUGAUAGGAGUUUUGAUAGCGCGGCGGUGGGGCGGGUUUUGGAGGGAGUGGCGAGGCUGGGCGCGUGGGGGUGUAUGGAUGAGUUCAACCGGUUGGACGAGAGUACAAUGUCUGCGAUCUCGCAGCACCUGGUGGCGAUUCAGGGCGCGCUGAGGGAGGGACGGAGAGAGGCCGUGCUGGCUGGGACUGCUGUGCCCGUGCACCCCGCUACUGGUGAGUGGGCGUGGGUGGGUGGGUGUGUGUGCACCCUGCUACUGGUGAGUGGGUGUGGGGGGAUGGGGGAAACAGGGUCGGGGUGCAUGGAUGAGUUCAACCGGUUGGACGAGAGUACAAUGUCUGCGAUCUCGCAGCACCUGGUGGCGAUUCAGGGCGCGCUGAGGGAGGGAAGGAGAGAGGCCGUGCUGGCUGGGACUGCUGUGCCCGCAGCCAUAUGA
Messenger RNA from Closterium sp. Naga37s-1, 9351 nucleotides. The record is from the annotation of a GenBank genome assembly. NCBI's taxonomy places the organism in Eukaryota, Viridiplantae, Streptophyta, Zygnematophyceae, Desmidiales, Closteriaceae.